This is a messenger RNA of Erigeron canadensis, 1958 nucleotides long. RefSeq names its product probable receptor-like protein kinase At2g42960. Gene Ontology annotation, biological process: protein phosphorylation. The transcript has 8 exons. The record is from RefSeq and is a predicted model, not a curated record. The coding region runs from base 267 to 1739 and encodes 490 amino acids. Lineage: Eukaryota; Viridiplantae; Streptophyta; Magnoliopsida; Asterales; Asteraceae. Gene Ontology annotation, molecular function: protein kinase activity; ATP binding.
CACACUCACACACACACACACACUCACACUUCCAAACUCACUUUUUGUUUCUCAUCAGAUUUUUCUUUGUCUUUCGGUGGCUUUGCGUGCACUACUUCCAUUAAUCUAUACUUACACUUUCCUAUAUCCAUACACAUUUUUUUAAUUUUUAUUUUUUCUCAUUCAACAAUAACUUGAUUUACAUAUUAGAUUUAAUCUCAUCUGCAGAGAUGGAUUAGCUGAAGCCAUGGAGAGGAUAAUUUUGUAAUUUAUGAUUGUCAUUCGAAAUGUCGGGGAGUUUAGAUUCAGGCUUAUCGAAAAAGACUUCCUUUAUGGGGAUUAAAGUAUGGGUUUUGAUCUGCUUAGGUGUUGGUGUGUUUAUUUGUGUGUUUUUAUGUCUUUUAUCAAUGUGGGUUGUGUGCCAAAGGAAGUCUCAAAGAAGAGAUAGAUAUCCGAUUUCCCAAAUACCAAAUGUGCCUAAAGAUAUUAGAGUUGAUAGUGUUGGAGGUCCUUACAAUGAUAAUAAUCGAGGACAGCCAUCAACAACUGUUACAGAUGAAGCCAGUGGUAAGAGUUCUGGAAAGAUGCUGUUUCAGAUUGGACUUAGUAAAUCGGGAGGUGACGCUGAUAAUGCAAGUCAGAGUAGUUCAAUGUAUGAAAGAGGAUACAGGUCACAACAAUCAGGGGAGGAAGGAACUUCUGGAACUAUCUGGAAGCAAUCUUCAGUGGGUCGUGGAGGAAUGGCAUCUCCAUUUGUUGGGUUACCUGAAACUUCACAUUUAGGUUGGGGACAUUGGUUUACUUUGAGAGACCUUGAGCAAGCAACAAAACGAUUUUCCAGUGAAAAUGUGGUUGGUGAGGGUGGAUAUGGGGUUGUGUAUAAGGGGACAUUGAUCAAUGGGACUGAGGUUGCAGUGAAGAAACUACUUAACAAUUUGGGACAGGCAGAGAAAGAAUUUAGAGUUGAAGUGGAAGCUAUAGGACACGUCCGUCACAAGAAUCUUGUGCGACUUCUAGGAUAUUGUAUAGAGGGAACUCAGAGGAUGCUUGUUUAUGAAUAUGUGGACAAUGGAAACCUGGAACAAUGGCUCCAUGGAGACUUUCAAGAAUGUGGUGUCCUUACAUGGGAUGCUCGCAUGAAGGUCCUUCUUGGUAUUGCAAAAGCACUUUCUUACUUGCAUGAAGCUAUAGAGCCAAAGGUUGUGCAUCGGGACAUAAAAUCUAGCAAUAUUUUGAUUGACCAUGACUUCAAUGGUAAGCUUUCUGAUUUUGGAUUGGCCAAGCUUUUGGAUUCAGGCGAAAGUCACAUAAAUACCAGAGUUAUGGGGACAUUUGGAUAUGUGGCUCCCGAGUAUGCAAAUACUGGUAUGUUAAACGAAAAGAGUGAUAUAUACAGCUUUGGUGUGCUUCUUCUAGAAGCAGUAACUGGAAGGGAUCCAGUGGAUUACAAUCGCGUUGCUAAUGAGGUUAAUCUUGUUGAGUGGCUGAAAAUGAUGGUGGGCCAAAGAAGAGCUGAGGAAGUUGUAGACCCAAAUCUUGAUCCUAAACCCUCGACACAUGCUCUUAAACGUGCACUUCUGGUGGCACUUAGAUGUGUCGAUCCUGACUCUGAAAAGAGACCUAAAAUGAGUCAGGUUGUAAGAAUGCUUGAUGCAGAUUUCCCAUAUCGUGAGGAACGGAGGAACAGGAGGAGCCGCACAGCCAGCAUGGACAGCGAAACCAUGAGCGGUCCUGCUGACAUAGAACGCCCGGCAGUGUAAUCAGAAAUCUGACAGAAUUAACAAAAAUUGUUAACGAGUUAUGAAAUCAUUCUUGAUAGAUUACUAGCGAGAAUGGUGGUUGUAUGGUGGGAGUAUCAGUAAAUUUAAAUUAAGCAAAAUGUACAUCACACAACAAGCCAGAACAAGGAACAAGGUUUCUUUAUUUUUUCUUUUCCUUUUUGUGCUCAUAAUAAUCAAGAUCAAUUGAGGUUUUGGUUA